Messenger RNA from Drosophila rhopaloa, 1340 nucleotides. RefSeq names its product protein fuzzy (gene fy). The coding region runs from base 33 to 1283 and encodes 416 amino acids. Lineage: Eukaryota; Metazoa; Arthropoda; Insecta; Diptera; Drosophilidae. Gene Ontology annotation, biological process: non-motile cilium assembly; vesicle-mediated transport. The record is from RefSeq and is a predicted model, not a curated record. The transcript has 3 exons.
UGCAUACGUUGCAACUUGCAAGUGGGAAGGCAAUGUCUAUUUAUUUGUUAUGUUUGACAACAAAUGGUGGACUCCCCGUGUUCACACGCAAGAAGGGAGAAUGCGAAAAUCUGCCCUUUUCCACUGUGGCCUCCCUCAACGGCUUUCACAUGUUCUUCAAAUCACUGGGCAUCCAACUUGAGGCCACCACGACCACCAAGCAGCAGCCUAGCCAGAACCAGGCUCCAGCGGACGUGGAGGAGUGGACGUACAUUUGGCGGGACAGUAAUGCCAUCACCCUGAUCGUCUGCGGCUGCGGAGUGGGUUCGGAGCAGCUGCUGCAGACGCUGGCGGACCUGGUCUUCGGAGCGAUUGGCAUGUUCAUUACACGCUCCUCGGAGAUGGCACAUGCCACGCUGCUAGAGCGACUAAAGAAGGACGCCAAGAAGUAUGUGCCCAUUGUGGACGCCAUUUUAGAGGCGGCCUGCGCAGGCACACAGCUCCUCGGCUACACCGACUGUCUGCUGGCGUCGGAGAACGCUCAGUUGCUGCAGUGCCUCAACGAGUUUAGCGGUCACUGCGGCUCGCUCUUCUGCUGCCUGGUGGUGGGACAUCGCAUCGCUGUGGCCACCGAAGGCUGGUGGGAUCUGGACACUCGCGAUCGGGAACUCCUGCUGUUCCUGCUCAACUCAUCCAGCACGCUGCAGCACGAUGUGCCCGUCUAUCUGCCCGUAAAGAGUCCCCACAUAGCCUAUCGAUUUGUCAGCAUUCCCGUAGCCUCGAACAGUGCCCUUUGUGUCCUGUGCGGGGCUGAGAAUGCCUCCUUUCGGGAGCUGCAUGCCCAUGCCAUGAGUGCCUAUAGGAAUGAGGGCAACCUUCUGGCGGCCGCCGAGCGCUGUGUGCCGCGCAGCUUGCCAGAACACCUGGACAUAGAUGGCAAUGUGCUGGCCAUCAUUCUGAUCAACAGGCACUCGCGAAAGAGCCUCUUCACCAGGAAUCUCAACCAGUCGGCGAGUGUCAAACGCAUCAUUGUGGGCGACUUGCAACGCUUGGACAUACUUAAGAAGUUCUUUGAUCAGACCAUGGAUGCAGUGCAUCAAUUUGAGGCGGAGUCUUCGAACAAUAAAAGUAUGUUGAUAGAUCAAUAUAGCUGCUCGGAUUACCACAAGUGCUAUGCCCAUACGGAUGACCUGGGAAAUGUAUUGUUCCUACUGUUUGUGGCAGCUGUGCCCUCGCACGCAAUGAGAUUUCUGGCGCAACGCAUCCAUGGAAACUUACUCCAGGAGAAGUCGGUAUGCUGGUGAACCGUUUUCUCUUCCUGAAUUCUACAAGACUGAUAUUUUCUUCUAUUUCUACUUGGU